Molecule: messenger RNA, 2611 nt
Organism: Etheostoma cragini (Arkansas darter)
Lineage: Eukaryota; Metazoa; Chordata; Actinopteri; Perciformes; Percidae
Product: FYN-binding protein 1
Exons: 16
Coding region: 148-1866 (572 amino acids)
Biological process (GO): integrin-mediated signaling pathway; T cell receptor signaling pathway; protein localization to plasma membrane
Cellular component (GO): plasma membrane
Molecular function (GO): protein binding
Source: RefSeq, a predicted model, not a curated record
UCAGUUACCCUUUUGCCUACGCAUGAGCAUUUCCUCAUUUGCAGUAAGUUUAGUAACACAGGCGUGUACAUUGCAUUAGCCUCGGUACUGAAUCACUGCAGGACAUGGAGCACUUUAUCCAUCUUUAAAUCAUCACUAAAGGCAAAUAUGGGGGAGAACAUUGAUGUCAAGGCUCUGAGGGCCCGGUUCAACAACAAGGCCAGCAACUCAGACACCAGCAGCAGAGACAGCAGCUCCCCAAAAUCUCCACGACCUGGGUUCGGGAGACAGAUCCUGCCACUGGCGGAGAAAGAUCUGGCGCAUCACAGACUGUCUCCUACCAUUCCUCCUCCUCUGAUGGCUAGCCCAGGCCUGGGGAGGUUCCCAAGGGCAGAACCAAUGACACCCUCCAUCCCCUCCAAACCGGUUUCUUUCCCUCGUCCGCCUCCUAAUCCUGGAGUCAGAGCAUCCAUCCAGCCGUCAGAACUCAGCAAAGUGAAGUUGAAGGGGGAGAUGCUACAGAACAUGAUGAUGAGGCACCCAAGGCCUCCAGGCAUCAAACCCACUCUGGGUCCAGCAUCAGCUCAGCCCCCUGCACCAGCUCCCACCUCCACCCCUCUACUACUUCGACAGCAGCCCCGACAGAGGAGUGCAGGGGACGUGACCCCACUCAGGAAGGCUCUACCCCCUGAAGGACCUCUGCCUUUGAAACCCAAACGCCCUCCCAAUGUCAACCUGGAGCCCUUUCUGAGGUCCAAUCGAGGACCUGCCCUUCCUGGUCCAAGAAAGAGUGAAGCAGGUUCCCUGGGCUCAGCAGACAGGAAGAUGCCUUAUCCCACAGUCAUCAGCCCUCCAAAACUGCCACCACAACGAUCCAACAAGCCCAGCAGGCUGCCGCGCCAAAUUGCCUCUGUGGACAUUGAGGAUAACCAGGACUUCUACGAUGACAUUGGAAGCUUUGAGAAGAACGAUUCCUGGAGUGACAACAGUUCACCAUGUAUAGAUGGGCAUGAUGAUGACGUGUAUGAGUUUAUUGAUGAGAACCAGUUGGAGCAAAACCGGUUAAAUGUUGAGAAGCAAAACAAAAAAGAAGAAAAGAUGCAUCUUGCACGGGAGAAGAAAGAUCAGAUGGAGCGUCUCAAAAACGAAAAUGAGUUGAGGAAGAACUUUCAGUUGCAAGGAGAGGUGGAGGUUCUUCACACAGCCAGAGUGAGGCAUGACUGGCAUGGAGGAGGAAAGCUAGACCUCAGCGUACGCGAAGGAGAGAGCGUGGAGAUCCUUAGAGUGAAGAAUAACCCAGGAGGCAAAUGGUUGGCUCGCUCUCUUAGAGGAAACUGCGGAUACAUCAGUAACACAUGUGUGGAUGUUGACUAUGAGGCGGUAAAGCGCAAAUUACUAGAAUCCAGAAAAAUAGACACAUCAACGUUGCCUCCACCACCUCCAGACCCCCCACAGAUGUUGUAUGUGGAGUCCAAUGGCAGUGACAGCAUGCUUCAAGAUGAUGAUGACUAUGAUGACGUUGAACCAAUAACUGAGGGUUUGCCCCCACCACCGCCUGAAAUCAGCAUAAAUCCCAAAGUGGAGAAAGAGCUCAGGAAAAGAUUUAAGUAUGAAGGGCCUCUCAGGGUGCUACACACCAUGAUGGUAGAUCCUAAUAGCAUCAUAAAAAAGCCAGGGGGGAAGGAUCUGCACGUGACUCAAGGAGAAAUCGUGGACGUCAUUCAGCUCACCAACAGCAAGAAAGCUCUGUGUUGCAACCAGUAUGGAAAAUAUGGCUAUGUGUCCAGAUCUCUCCUUCUUCAAAUGGAAGGAGACAUUUACGACGAUGUUGACUAUGCAGGCAGUGCCGACGUCUACGACAACGACUCUCCACACACUGAUUAUUAACUCAAACUAAACACAGACUCAGACAGUAAGAGAAAGAGAUACAGACAGACAAAAGAAACAAACUAUAUAAACAUGGAACCUAAGUUAAGCUAUGUUAUACUAUAUAAGUGUCCUCUUGGAUACACAUUUUUGCUUUACUUAACUCCACCUGUUGCAUUCAAUUAAAAAGGUUUAGACACAAACUAGCUGUAAACAAACUAUAAACAAACUAGCUUAUAUAAAACUAAAACUGUAUGAAAAAGUAAAUACAACUGAGGGACAAAAACAGAAAGUAAGGUGAAGAGAGAGAUUUGUCUAGGUACACACACAAACACACACACACGCUGAGGAGGGAACUUCAAGUGGAGCCGCUGCACCUUCACCAUGAAAGGGGCCAGUUGAGGUGGUUCGGGCAUCUAACCAGGAUGCAUCCUGGUAGAGGUUUUCCGGGCACGUCCAACUGGUAAAAGGCUCCAACAAGAGAUUAUGCAGUAUACCUCGUCUGGCCAUACCUCAGGGUUCCUCAGGAAGAGCAGGAUAACGUUGCUGGGGAGAGUGACAGCUGGAUACUUUGCUUAGCCUGCUGCCCCCGCAAUAAGUGAAUGAAAAUGGAUGAAUGGAUGGUUGGAUGAGAAUAUCAAACUCUUCAUCAUUGCAUAGUUUGCCAAACUGCUUGUAUAGAAAAUGAAUACACUAUAACUGUUGCUUUGUGUAUUGUUCGACCUCUGAGAUAACUUAAAAUUAAUAAAAUACAUUUUUACUGGUA